AUGUCCGACCAGGCAGUAAUGGAGAAGCUCUUGCAGGUGCUAAGCCGAAUUGAAGGGCGACUCGCACAGAUCGAACUAAAUACUUCAACUGUUAGCAGUCCGCCUCUUCUCAGCACGGAAAAAAGCGCCCAUCAACAGCCUGGUGUGGAAACUUUGCCUGGCCUUGCGACAAGCCCACUUAAGCCCAAAUUACAGACCAACGAUGCGCAAUAUGAUAUCAACCAGGACCAAAAUACAGCGCAACACGAGCGUAAAGAUGAGGAUAGUAUUGUUUCAAUCCCCGCUCAGGGUGUCACGUCUUCUAUUGAGGAUGGGGCAAAAGUCAAGAGGAUGAAAGGAAACGAGGCUUACUUCAACGCCAUACCCCACGAAUUCCAAGACUUUUCAAUAGAAUGUCACCUUAAGAAAGGCUACUAUGGCAAAGAGGCGGAGGCGCUGUGGACUAACUAUGUUGGCCCAUGGUGGAGUUUUCCUCCGGACAACAGGAUAGACCUCUCCUUCCAGAGCCACAUUCUUGACAUAGCCUCACAAGAGGAAAUCACCACAAGACUAGAAGGUAUCGCUGCCUGGCUCACGAAUAUUGGUCGCAAAUAUCAGGGGUUCAAUGUUCGAGACUACGAUCGAAAUGGAAAAGCGUGCGAGUAUGAUCAGAAUACCUUUGCCUUAUACCCACAGCAUUUUCAGACAUACUUGAAGGAUGCAGGAUCCCAAGUACCGAGCCGGCUGGCCAGAUUUGACUUUGCCUCAAACAUUGAAGAGCCCGAGGCGAGUUCCUCAGCAAUUGACAACUUCGGAAUGUUACGAGGGCCAGCUGCGUGGCGAAGGUUGAUUUGUGUCACUGGCCUCACCUCCAGCGAGAAAUCCGAGCCUGUUUUGCUGAGUAGGGCUCAGACUGCACCCUAUAAUAAAGCUCCUUUCUUGACGAAUUAUGGCUUUUUUUCAAUCUGGCGGCAUCAAAGACAGAACAGUCUCAAAAAUAUUCUCGACUUACACUUGCAACCUGCGUUUGCCGAUCCCGAAACAAUUGCCUGGGUACCAGGUUGCAGUAUGUCUUUCCACAUAGUAUUCUACAUGAUGUUUGAUGAUGGUGAUACACCGUAUAGUAAAAAUCUAUCGUAUCACUAUUCCAAGAAUGAGACAUGGCCUAUUGGCAAUCUCUAUGAUGAAGGGAAACCGAUUGUCCAGGUCGCAUGCUCAACCCAUGCUACCCUAGCAGCAAACAUUGGAGAUGGUCGUAAAAUCACCAAGCCCCAACAUUGGCCUCAAUAUUGGACUAUUCUCUACCUGAAACCAACUCGCGACCCACCUACCGCUCACACUUCUGAGAGUAAUAUGCCACAACUAGAUUGGGACAGAUUCGAGCCAAAAAAACUAUCAUGGGGACUGUUGGUGGGCAACUUCGACGAAUUCCUCGAUGAUGGGAAAGUAUUCAUGAAACCAAAGGAACAUGACAAUCUCUUGGUUGACGAUGAAACAUUCUCACGAUCUCGCAAGUAUUUUUGGACUUUGAGCUGUCUUUCGGAAUUUGAUCUCUGCAUUGGGAAUACCAUCCAUCAAUGGAGGGCUUCCCGCGCCAUAUGGGAGAAUGUUCUACCAUCAUAUGAUCCUAUAGGAUGGCCAGAAGCGUUACAACAGAUGAAGCAGAUCGAAACGUUGGUUGAGAAACUUGUGGCGUACAGAGAACGAUUUAAGAGACAUUACGAGCGUAUAUCUGCGUUGAGAGAUGGGCUGUUUAAUGCCAGCGCUGUGAUGGAGAGCCGUGCUUCAACCAAGCUAGGUGGUGAGUCUACUAUUCUGCCUCGUUACCCUCACAGCUUCGAUUCUGACCAAAGGCAGAAAAUGUCAAACUCUUGA
Messenger RNA from Venustampulla echinocandica, 1854 nucleotides. RefSeq lists its product as uncharacterized. Bases 1 to 1854 code for a protein of 617 amino acids. Lineage: Eukaryota; Fungi; Ascomycota; Leotiomycetes; Helotiales; Pleuroascaceae. The transcript has 4 exons. The record is from RefSeq and is a predicted model, not a curated record.